UGGACAGCCCUGGCUGGUCGGUGAGCAUCUGCUACCCCUCAGUAGGUUGGGCAGAGCGGAGAGCGGAGUCCCAGGGCUGCUUGCUCGGGGCGAGUGCUCCCGGCAGAGUAGAGUCCAAACCCCCAAGAAGAAGCUUUAGAUUCUCUGAACAUGCCCCAGAAGGAUCCCUGCCAGAAACAAGCCUGUGAAAUACAGAAAUGCUUGCAAGUGAACAACUACAUGGAGUCUAAGUGUGAAGCUGUGAUUCGAGAAAUGCGGAAGUGCUGCGCCCAGUACCCCAGGGGCAGAUCCAUCUGUUGUUCAGGGUUUGAGAAAGAAGAAAGGGAGAGAGAAAAGUUGAAGGUGACGUCAGAAGGAAUUCCCCCAUCACCUCAGUAACACAAUGCAGCUCCAGCAGGUGCCGGAGCAGGGACUCACCUGCAGAGCUCGUGUGUGGUUUUUUCAAGCCUUCUUUAGACUUUCGGGAAAGCCAGAUCGCUCCAAGGACACACCACCCGGCACACCAAAAAGUAUACCAUAGUACCAACAGAUGGCCUCCUUAACAGACUGUAGUUUCUGUACCAAAACAUCAUCUGCAUUGUCUUUGCAUUGCACCUGUCUCUGUGAAAAGUCAACUUGAUGUUUUUAGGAUGCUUACCUUACUCUAUUCCAUCCUUGCUCUCAAAAUGGAGAACCGGAACCGAGUUAUUCUAGCUUCUGGAGUGAGAGGUACAGGAAAUGAGCUCAGACAAGUGAGUGAGUUUAAGCAUGACACAUGAAACAAGCCCAUCUUGACACAGCAAAGGUAUUGCUGCCAUCGUGCAGUAGUUCCAGACAUGUGCCUGUCCAGUGGUUCAAGCUCAAGAAAGGGAAUCAGGUCUGGGGGUUGUUCCUAGGUCUUGCAUAGAUCAUGAGUGACUACAGUCACUUUGCCUAAGUGCCUCACUUUCCCACUGGACAGACUUUUGAUUACUUUCUAUUUGAAUUGCCUACACGCUGCUAUUUGCAUGACAAAGAUGUUACAGGAACAUUAUUUCAGGGAUUGCUACAGGAAUAGGGUUUUUUUUAACAAAAAGCAAUAUUCAUUUGAAAGAUCUGACUGUUGAUAUAAAAUUUAUAAAUUUAUAGUUGAAAACCUUUAAGCAAUAUGUUACAAACCCAGCAUCGUUCAACCCGCUGGUACCCAGAGGCCUAUCACAAAGCCCUGGGCUAGAUCCAAGAACUGAUUUAGGCGCUGCUUACUCAACAAGCAGUUGUAGGCACUUGCUUUCAACACUUUCAGACUCACUCCCAAGCCGGCUGUGUCUGGACCCCAGGGAGAGAUGGCUUUUCAGAAGCUCUCACCUGUGCAGCAGAAUUUCCUGUGACCUGUAGGAAGAGCUCAGUAGACAGGUUCCUGCAUCACCCUUCAGAGCUGCUUAAGUCUCUCUGACCCCUGUAACAGGAGUCCAGGCACUUCAGUGGGUGCCAUGUCCAUUACAGGGCUUAGGCACCUAAAUACCAGACUUAGAACCCACUAGGCUCCUAACUCUGUCAUUAGAUCUAGCCGUAAAGGACUUUUGUGCUGUGAUCAAGUACAACUUAUGAAAUACAGCUUCAGUAAACAGACCACUGUAGUCUAGGCACAAUAGUUGAGUGUAUUGAAGCCUAGAAGAGCCAACCAUCUGUAUUCUCUGCUCUGAAAUACCAUGAUACAAAAUAAAUGACUGGAACAAA
Neopsephotus bourkii (Bourke's parrot) is the source of this 1695-nucleotide messenger RNA. It is a transcript of the gene CMC4, whose product is annotated as C-X9-C motif containing 4. The transcript is spliced from 3 exons. Gene Ontology annotation, cellular component: mitochondrial intermembrane space. The record is from RefSeq and is a predicted model, not a curated record. The coding region runs from base 151 to 378 and encodes 75 amino acids. NCBI's taxonomy places the organism in Eukaryota, Metazoa, Chordata, Aves, Psittaciformes, Psittacidae.